Molecule: messenger RNA, 1678 nt
Organism: Labrus mixtus (cuckoo wrasse)
Lineage: Eukaryota; Metazoa; Chordata; Actinopteri; Labriformes; Labridae
Product: arrestin domain-containing protein 3-like
Exons: 6
Coding region: 88-1398 (436 amino acids)
Biological process (GO): protein transport
Cellular component (GO): cytoplasm; plasma membrane
Source: RefSeq, a predicted model, not a curated record
CUUUUUCCAUACACAGUCAACACCUUGACAGCGUAGAAGCCGCAGUUGGAAUUGCAGUGCACGAUUGGUCGAUAGCCUAUAUCAAAAAUGUCUCCGAAAAAUUUUAAGCUGACUUGUGAAGCUUUGAAUGAAGAGAAAACAUUUACCUCAGGAGAUACCAUCAGGGGCACGCUAACUUUCACUUUGACCGAAGACACCAAAGUGAAAAGUCUAGGUGUUAAAGUCAAAGGGUACGCGCACGUACACUGGACGGAGGGAGCUGGAGAUAGAAGGACUACAAAAUCUAAAAUCAAGGAGUACUUGAAAGUUAAACAAUCCAUUGUUGAAAAGAAUUCCGACGGCACUGUGCUUCCGAAAGGAGACCAUUGCCAUAAAUUCAGUCUCAACAUACCACUGAGUGACCUGCCGUCAUCCUUCAAGGACCUUCAUGGAAAGGUUGUCUACACACUAAUAGCAAGGAUGUCCAGGAGCUGGAAGAUGCCUUUGGUGGAAGAACAGGAGCUCAAAUUUCUGUCAAACUCCUUUGCAAACAUUGCCCAGUGCCCCGUCACUGCUUCAUUGGAAAAAGGAAAGGUCCAAAUGUCUGCUACUGUUGACAAAAGGAUUUGCUGUCCAGGUGACACUUUAUCUGUUGUUGCCAAAGUCUGCAAUUCCUCCUCCAAGAAAAUGAAGCCCAAAUUUAGCUUGAUGCAGAAAAUAGUCUACCGUGCCCAUGUCUCCACUAAGCACAGUUAUCGAACUUAUUGCAAAGAGGUUGGGGAAACUAUUGCAUCCAACUCAAACGAAACCGUCUCCUGCAAGCUGACCGUUCCUGUUGAUGCCGUAUACACCAUGAACAAUUGUGAAUUGAUCACAAAUGAAUAUUUUGUCCAGGUGUAUUUGGACAUCCGUUUUGCCAUUGAUCCAGAGGUAGUGCUUCCCGUGGUUGUUGUUCCUGCUAAAUGUGCUUCCCGUAAGCACGAUGAAUCUAUGGGUCCUUACCUAUCUGGGCCUGUUGGUGCCCCUGGUCACAGUGACUUCCCUCCUCCAGCCUUCCCUGUGGGACCUUAUCCUGUACCUGUAGGUCCAAGUGCUCCACUUCAGCCUGGUCAGACUCUGGGGCCCUACCCAGCUGGGGCUGUUGGUGCACAAGGUUACAGCAACUUCCCUCCCCCAGGACCUUAUUCUGCACCCACAGGCCCAGGCACUUAUGGAUAUCCAGCACCACAUCCCGCACAACCUGCCCCCACAACAUUUGGCUUUAAUAAUCAGUGGCCACAACAGGCUCCUCCUUAUGGUUAUCCAGCUGCAGCUUUCCCAACAUCUUCAGUGCAGCCCCAAGCCCCUGCUGCUCAGCCUCAGUUUCAGCAGGGAGAAACCCCUCCAACCUAUAUGUCCCUUUUCCCCCCUCCUACUUAAAAAGCACAGAUGAUAAAAACUGAACUACCUAAAGAAUGCUACACUGCUAUUGAAGGGGGCAUUGGAGCUACUGAAAAUGAACUAAAUGUUUAAUAUUGCUAUAGCUUAAACCGUUGUUUGCAUUUGCAUAGUUUAGGGUCAUAUACAGGAAAUAUUGAAGAUUUAUAGUGUUUAAGUUCUAUUGUGAUACCAUCGUGAUCUGUCUAUGUUCAUCAUUCAUUCAAGGGUUUUGUUAGGAUGAAGGAUUGAGAUAAGUAAAAACUUCACUUUGUACUUUUAA